Cajanus cajan (pigeon pea) is the source of this 4372-nucleotide messenger RNA. RefSeq lists its product as uncharacterized. NCBI's taxonomy places the organism in Eukaryota, Viridiplantae, Streptophyta, Magnoliopsida, Fabales, Fabaceae. The record is from RefSeq and is a predicted model, not a curated record.
AUAAACUCAAAUACUAUAUUCAUGUUUACCAAAUCAUUCAUCAAACAUGUGUCAUCAACACAACUCAUGCUCAGCACAACUUACCUGGCGUUUGAUGCCAUUAAGGCAAGGAACUCUCUACCUUAUCCACAUCCAACACCACUCAACUUGCAUUCAACAUGGCUGAGGUAGGAAACCCCUGAGACCUCAUGCUUGACAUAGCAGAAUUCAUGCCCAACCUCAUAUGAUGCAGAGAGACUAUUUGACUCAUGCAUGAUGUCACCUCACUAGCACCCCCGUCGUCUAGGCAAGAAACCUUUGCCUUGAUGAUGCUUGGUACCACCCAAACAGAACUCUUUUUUUUUUAUAAUUUUUUUCCAUAUAAAUUAUGGCCAUUGUGACUUAUUUCUUUGACAGCAUGUGUGCAUUGUUUUGUUUGGGAUGACCAAAGACGAAGUUGAGUUUGAGAGGAGCGAAGAAGAUGCACGACUUUGACACCGAAUGAUGAAGCUAUCGACGGUGGAAGCGUUGUUGCAGCGUUGCCACUCCCUGAGCCACUUCAAACAACUCCUCUCCCAAACAAUCCUGACGGGCCUCAUAACGGACCCAUACGCCGGAAGCAGACUCAUAAACUUUUCUUCCCACACCCCUCUCAUUCCCUUCCACUACACCCUCCGCGUCUUCCACCACCUCCCCAACCCCAACGCCUUCACAUGGAACACCAUAAUGCGCGCCCACCUGCACGCUCACCCUCACCACGCUCUCUCCCUCUACACCCUCUUCCUUGCCACCCACGCAUCUCGCCCCGACCACUUCACCCACCCCAUUCUCCUCCAAUGCUGCGCCAAACGAGUCUCGGAAUUCGAGGGAAUGCAGCUCCACGCGCAUGUUGUCAGGUUCGGCUUUCACCGCGACCUCUACGUCCGCAACACGCUGAUUAGCUUCUACGCGGUUUGUGGGAGCAUGGAGAGUGCGCGCAAGGUGUUUGAUGAAAGUCCUGUGCUGGAUUUGGUUUCGUGGAACACUCUUUUGGCGGGGUGGGUCCAGGCGGCUGAUGUGGAGGAGGCGGAGCGCGUGUUUGAGGGAAUGCCGGAGAGGAAUGUGAUUGCUUGCAACUCUAUGAUUGUCAUGUUUGGAAGGGUGGGGUGUGUGGAGAAGGCGAGGCGGGUUUUUGAUGAGGUGGGGGGUGUGGAUAUGGUGUCGUGGAGUGCCAUGCUGGGUUGUUAUGAGAAGAAUGGGAUGUGUUGGGAGGCCUUGGUUUUGUUUGGGGAGAUGAGGGUGUGUGGGGUGGUGGUCGAUGAGGUGGUUGUGGUGAGUGUUUUGUCGGCGUGUUCGAGGAUUUUGGAUGUUCGGAUGGGGAGGUUGGUGCAUGGUUUGGCGGGGAAAGUUGGGGUGGGGAAUUAUGUGAGUCUUAAGAAUGCGUUGAUUCAUUUGUACUCAAGUUGUGGGGAGGUGGUGGAUGCAAGGAGGAUUUUUGAUGAUGGUGUUGUUUUGGAUUUGAUAUCGUGGAACUCGAUGAUUUCUGGGUACUUGAGGUGUGGUUCGAUUGGAGAGGCUGAGGUUUUGUUUGGAUCCAUGCCGGAGAAGGAUGUUGUGUCUUGGAGUGCUAUGAUAUCGGGUUAUGCUCAACAUGAAUGCUUCUCGGAGGCGUUGGCGUUGUUCCAAGAAAUGCAGCUUCAUGGAUUUAGGCCGGAUGAGUCUGCUUUAGUGAGUGCCAUCUCGGCUUGCACCCAUCUGGCUGCUUUGGACUUGGGGAAAUGGAUUCAUGCUUACAUAUGUAGAAAUAAGUUUCAGGUUAAUGUUAUUCUGAGCACGACGCUUAUAGAUAUGUAUAUGAAAUGUGGGUGUGUGGAAAAUGGGUUGGAGAUUUUCUAUGCGAUGGAGGAAAAGGGGGUUUCUACUUGGAAUGCGGUCAUUCUUGGGUUGGCAAUGAAUGGUUUGGUAGAACAGUCACUUAAGAUGUUUUCGGAUAUGAAAAAAAGUGGGACACUUCCUAAUGAGAUUACAUUUAUGGGAGUUCUCGGGGCCUGUCGGCACAUGGGCCUAGUGGAUGAGGGGCGCCAAUACUUUAGUUCCAUGAUUCAUGAGCACAAAAUAGAGCCAAAUAUAAAGCAUUAUGGGUGCAUGGUUGAUCUUUUAGGACGUGCAGGUUUGCUUAAAGAAGCUGAGGAACUGAUUGAGAGUAUGCCAAUGGCGCCCGAUGUUGCCACUUGGGGUGCUCUGCUUGGGGCAUGUAGAAAACACCAUAACAAUGAAAUGGGGGAGAGGGUGGGGAGAAAACUCAUUCAACUUCAGCCUGAUCAUGAUGGUUUCCAUGUAUUAUUGUCAAACAUAUAUGCUUCGAAAGGAAAUUGGGGCAAUGUUCUUGAAAUUAGGGGAAUGAUGGCACAACAUGGGGUGGUGAAGACACCUGGUUGUAGCAUGAUUGAAGCAAAUGGAAUAGUUCAUGAAUUUUUGGCUGGAGACAAGACACAUCCACAAAUAAAUGAUAUUGAGCACAUGUUAGAUGUAGUGGCUGCAAAAUUGAAGAUUGAAGGCUAUGUACCAACCACAAGUGAGGUUUCACUAGACAUAGAUGAAGAAGAGAAGGAAACUGUGCUUUUCAGGCACAGUGAGAAACUUGCUGUCGCCUUUGGACUUAUCACUAUUGCUCCACCAACUCCAAUCAGAGUUAUGAAGAAUUUGCGCAUAUGUAAUGAUUGCCACACGGUUGUGAAAUUAAUCUCAAAAGCAUUUGAUCGUGAAAUUGUGGUUAGGGAUCGUCAUCGUUUUCAUCACUUUAGGCACGGAGCUUGUUCCUGCAUGGAUUUUUGGUAACAAAACUGUCAUUAAAGUGAAAGGGCAUUCUAUGCGGAAGGAAUGUGCACUCAAUUUUGCGUUGUCUUGGAGUCUGGACUCAAAUAUCAAAGCAUGUAUAGUUGGAGAUUUUUCACUCAUUUAUUUUAAGGAAGGCUAUAAUUUAUUCUAGUAAACAUUUUAAACCCUUAAAAGAAUAAAAAAAAUUAAAAAAAGAAGGAAAGCGAAAGGGAAGUAUAAAAUAACACGAGUUUGAAAUGGAUCUUCUAUAAAACUAACAAUGUUUUAGAUAGGCAAAAAUAUAUUUUUCGUCCUUUUAUAUUAUUUAUUAGUGUUAAUUUAGUCAUAUUUUAAUUAAUUGAAUUAAUUUAGUCUCACAUCUUUAAAAUGUACCUCAAUAUUUGACUUUUCGUUUUCUCUGUUUAAAUACUUAACGGAUGUGACACGUGUCAUGCUAUCAUGCCACGUGACGUGACAUAUGACAUGACACGUGACAUGAUGACAUGACAUGUGACAUGGUAGCAUGACACAUGUCAUGUCAUCAUGCCACGUGACAUGACACGUGUCAAAUCUAUUAAGUAUUUAAACGGAGGAAACGAAACUUCAAACAUUGAGAUACAUUUUAAAGAUGUGGGACUAAAUUGAUUCAAUUGAUUAAAGUGAGACUAAAUUGACGCUAAUAAAUAAUAUAAGAAACGAAAAAUGUAUUUUUGCCUUUUAGAUAUAAACAAACAUCAAAAUAAUGUGAGCUGAGCUUCUUUAAGCUCCCCCACUUUCUUUGGAGUGUUAUCCCCUCUUGACCUAGAAGCACCACAGGAAAUUUACAGGAAAAAAAAAAACCAUGGGAUUGAUUUGUGUGGUUGCUUUGAUUCUUUAACUUGUCAAAAGCAAAUAAUAUUUAACAGCAAUUACAUAUUUCAGUGAGAUCUUACAAUGGUUUGCUUUGAAAAUUUUCUUGUAGUAACUCAACAAUUUUGGUAGCUUUCUCUGCUCAACCUGUGGUGUAGUAGCAUUAAUUACUGAAAUGAGAUGGUUAUGUUCAAUCCAGAGUGAAAGUCAGUGCUUAGCAGAUGUAUGUGGUGCACUGCACUGUGACAAUGAAAUGAACUCCGGGUCAAAAAAAUCAAAUUGCAAUCCUGCUGCUGCUGCAAGAAAUAAACUUCUAUGUGAGAGCUUAGCCAAUGAUUGUUUUCCAAUCAAUGAGAGAGACCCGCGGCAGGCAGACUUCAUGAACUCUUCCUGCACCAAUUCUGUGAUGCACACAGCUGCGCUGGAAGGAGGAAGCCUUUCUCCAGAGGGCGCAGGAAUAAGAAAAAUGUGUUCUAUAUCGUCGUGUCUAUUUUGCUUGUGUACUGCUGCUACUAUACUAUCUCUACAUUUACUUAUAUCAGAGAGGAAUGAAAAGGGAAACUCAAAUGCUGAAGCGCAUCUCACAAGCCAGCAGAAAGAAAAAGCCAUCCUAAUUAAUUGUUCUAUUCACAAAGUUCGCAACCUACAUUUUCAGAAAGUAAAGGUGUCACUAAUGGAUACGGUGUGAACUGCACGUGAAACAACCUUUAUUUUCAGAAUGUAAAAGUGUAAUUAAUGGACACAGUGC